Molecule: messenger RNA, 1805 nt
Organism: Entelurus aequoreus (snake pipefish)
Lineage: Eukaryota; Metazoa; Chordata; Actinopteri; Syngnathiformes; Syngnathidae
Product: transmembrane protein 39B
Exons: 9
Coding region: 226-1692 (488 amino acids)
Cellular component (GO): membrane
Source: RefSeq, a predicted model, not a curated record
UGCUACCAUAUCCUCGCUGCCAUAUCUGCGGGCUCUUGUACAAUAACAAUGAACGUCUUUGGCGAUUUCAAUGAAAAUCACACCUUCAACACAUUCAUAAGGAUUCUGAAACUCUAUUGCUUUUAGGUUCAAAUUUAUCCCACGAGUCGACAUUUUAAUACACUGUCACAGGUCUUCAAGCAAGGAGAGGAAUCCCCAAAGGAUUGAGCCGUGGGUGUGUCUGCAAUGGCAGGUGGAAGGCGAGGGGCAAACCGCACCACUUACUGCAGACCACCACUAAGCAGUGACCCAGGCUCAGUUAGCAACAGUAACCACUCCACCAGCUCCCCGGUCACAGGGGUACGAUCUCGCACAAGGAGUGGGACAGGAGCAUGCAUGUCCAGCCCUCCAUUGGCUGCACAGACUGUGGUGCCCCUGAAACACUGCAAGAUCCCAGAGUUGUCUGUGGAUCAGAACGUGUUGUUUGAGCUGCACCUUUUCUUCUGCCACCUCAUUGCACUAUUUGUCCACUAUGUCAACAUCUACAAGACUGUAUGGUGGUACCCCCCAUCACAUCCUCCCUCACACACUUCGCUGAACUUCCACCUGAUUGAUUAUAACAUGCUGGUGUUCACAAUCAUCAUUCUGGCAAGGAGGUUAAUUGCAGCAAUUGUAAAAGAGGCCUCACAGAGCGGGAAGCUAUCGUUCCCUCAUUCCAUCUUCUUAGUGAUGGCACGCUUUGCUGUGCUGACGCUGACCGGCUGGAGUCUGUGCCGCUCACUCAUUUACCUCUUCAGAACGUAUUCUGUGCUCAGCCUGCUCUUCCUCUGCUACCCGUUUGGGAUGUAUAUUCCAUUCUUUCGCCUGAGCUGUGACUUCCGACGGGCAGGUCCCCUCUCCCCCAUCGCCAGCAUCGGCUCUAAGGAGAUGGGCAGCGUCGGCCGGGGGCGGGACUACCUGACAGUGCUGAAGGAAACAUGGAAGCAGCACACUAGCCAGCUUUACGGCGUUCAAGUCAUGCCGACCCACGCCUGCUGCCUCUCCCCGGACCUGAUCCGCAAAGAGGUGGAGUACCUGAAGAUGGACUUCAACUGGAGAAUGAAGGAGGUGCUGGUCAGCUCUAUGCUGAGUGCCUACUAUGUGGCCUUUGUCCCCGUCUGGUUUGUCAAGAGCACACAGUAUGUAGACAAACGCUGGUCUUGCGAACUCUUCAUCCUGGUGUCGGUGAGCACGUCCGUCAUCCUCAUGAGGCACUUAUUACCACCUCGAUACUGCGACCUGCUCCACAAAGCUGCAGCGCAUCUCGGCUGCUGGCAGAAAGUUGACCCCUCUCUCUGCUCCAACGUCCUCCAGCACUUUUGGACAGACGAGUACAUGUGGCCUUAUGGAGUCCUGGUCAAACAUAAUAAGAAUGUCUACAAAGCUAUGGGCCACUACAACGUGGCAGUACCAUCAGAUGUGUCCCAUUAUCGCUUUUAUUUCUUUUUUUACAAGCCACUACGAAUAUUGAACAUACUCAUCAUCCUGGAAGGAGCCAUGAUAUUCUACCAAUUGUACUCGUUGAUAUGCUCGGAAAAGUGGCAUCAGACAAUAUCACUGGCACUGAUCCUCUUCAGUAACUACUAUGCCUUCUUCAAGCUUCUAAGAGACAGAAUUGUCUUAGGAAAGGCAUACUCCUACUCAAACAGUCCAUCAGACCAGAAAGUCAGUUAGAUCCAAGUUAUUGUGGCUCAAGUGCGUUGUAUUUUUUCUACAUAUUGCAUUGUGCGUCAUUUUGCUUUUGUUCUGAUCUGCCAUGAUAAUAAAAGGAGAUAUUUUUGUAUUAC